AUGGCGCAUCUGGCAGCUCAUGCCUCGAGCCGGAUUCAGUCACUCUCGCUCACCCGCUGCACAUCGAUCACGGAUGCGGGAUUCCAAGCAUGGGCGCCGUUCAACUUUGCCAAACUUACUCAGCUUUGCCUCGCAGACUGCACCUACCUUUCGGACAAUGCGAUUGUGGCGCUGGUCAACGCAGCCAAGAAUCUCACGCACCUCGACCUGUCGUUUUGUUGCGCGCUCACAGAUACGUCGACCGAGGUGGUGGCGCUGGGCCUGCCCCGGCUGCGUGAGCUGCGCCUGGCAUUUUGCGGCAGCGCCGUGAGCGACGGGAGCCUGGGUUGCAUCGCGCUUCACCUCAACGACCUCGAAGGGCUCAGCGUCCGCGGCUGCGUGCGGGUCACGGGCGCAGGCGUGGAGAACGUGCUGGACGGGUGCGCGUCGCUUAGGUGGAUCGAUGCGAGCCAGUGCCGGCACCUGGAGCAGUGGGUGCGCGGCGGGGGCGUUUCGCGCUGGGGCUACGAUGAGCGGGCCCAGGCGGAGGGGCGAGGCGCCGGCCGCGGGGCCGCCGACGGCAAGGACGCGUCCACUUCGCCGCCGCUAUUGCCGGCGGUGACGAUGGGAAGGCCGUUUGGGAGGGGAUUUGGGCGAGCGAGGAAGGCGAGGAAGCCGGUCCAGUUCAUUCUAGAAAAGGGCGGGCAAGGCCUCAGGUAA
This is a messenger RNA of Parascedosporium putredinis, 699 nucleotides long. The record is from the annotation of a GenBank genome assembly. Lineage: Eukaryota; Fungi; Ascomycota; Sordariomycetes; Microascales; Microascaceae.